GUCACUGAGAAGGUUUUAUUUUGGAGACUUCUCUAGAGUUUGGAGGUAAAGUGUAUAUAAAGAGAGCGGAGUGAUGCGAGGAUGGAGGCGGAGGAGACGACUCCAGUGUUUCAUUGCUUCAGCCUUCUUCUUCUUCUACGACCAGGCUGGCUUUAAUUAAUUUAUUUUCUCCUUUCACAUAGUUAAGCUGCUGCCAGAGGUCUGUGCAUGUCGCCACUAGGGAAAGCAGGAGAGAAGAGACGUGGUCAGGGCAGCGGCAAUUGGCUUAUAUAAUAAUAAUAAUAAUAACAAUAAUAAUAACAAUAAUAAUCAUAGUGUUUAUUUAUCAUCGUCCGUCAGUCUCAUAAGCUCGGAUGAUGGAAUCCUGUGGAGCAAGUCUGUUUUCUACUUCGACACCACUGCGAACGACACCACCACUACCAUUUCCUUCUGCUCCUAGAUACCAGCAGCAUCAUCAUCACCACCACCGACAUCGGACUAACCUCACAUCUCUGCUCCAAGACACUGGCUGGAGGAAUAUGUUGCUAUGGAUGCUGCUGCUCUUUCUUUUCUUCCCUUCGACCUGCUUCCUUCAGCAGGCUCUUGCAGAAGUCAUAUAUCAAGAUUACGUGUCAUGGACCCCUCCAUUACAAAUUCGAGGUUACCGUUUAUUCCCUGAUUCACAGCUGUUAGAAUUCACUGUUCCAGAAGCAUCCACACAGAGUAUAUGGAAGUUCCAAAGUUUCUCAGAUAAAGCCAGUUGUGAAGUUAAGCAGGUUUACAUUUUUUUACAGUAUGGCAGUUUUCCUAUCAUCAACCUCACAAACAAAACAUUUCCAAAUACCUUCUACUUAAAACGAACAUUUUCCGAGCGUUUCAUAUUACGUUCCGACAACAGGACCACUGUCAUUAAUAUGGACGCACCUAGACAUGGACCAUGGUUUGCAGCUGCACUUUUACCAAACCCCAAUGAAAAAAUACAACAGAAGGGUAUCCUCACCAAAUGUAAAUACUCUGUACGUGGUAUGUUGGUCACUCAGACGAGGAAAGGUUAUGGUCAAGCUGUGGCCAAUACAAUUGUUACAACAACAUUAAUGCAUGGUUUUGAGUCCAAGAUGAAAUAUUAUAAAAUUGUCCUCCCUCCUCUGAGCUACCUGUACUAUUUUUCUGUACUCAACUGUACCGUUGACUCGGUGGACACUGGAGGAUGUCCUAUCUAUGUAUCCAUCGGCAACGGUAACAUGCCACCUUUUGAUGUCGAUGAGUUUCUCAUCAACUGUACAAAUUCUACGGAGAACUGUCACCUUCGAGUUGUGUCACCCAAUAGCUCAGGGUUAAACUUUGUUGCCUUCUACCUCCGUGAUAUCAACAGUACAGCACCUGUCACUGUCACAUGGCAGGUAACCACUGAAGAAUGUGAAGCGAAGUCAUCACACAUUUUCAUGGAGAAUUCCACAGAUGAAUCAAUGGCAGCUAACAAAAGCCAGGUGGCCCCGGAAUUUCAGUCCAAAUGUAUUAUACUUCCUAUGUUGGGACAGUUCAGUAGUGCCAGUGAGAAUUUCAACAGUAUUUAUGUCUUUCCCAAUGAAUUUCUCAUGCCAAAGAGGAACAACACUUUAGUUGUUCCUGACACUCACAGUCUGAUAACUGGUUUCAAUGUCCGUUUUCUAUCCAAUUCCGGAGGUACCAUUGGUAUAACAUUGCAUUUCGAUAAACAAAAACUUUCAGAGAACCAAACUGCUACCAUCUAUAUGUGCAUUGUCAAAGAUGGUUUCCCUGAUGUUCACAAUUUAGAGAAUUGUUCCAAUGGUGCGCUGCUUUCUAUUGAGUCUGCAGACGAUCAACAACAUCAUCAAAGAAUUCAUAUACCAUAUCCAGAGUUUGGGGACUAUUAUGUAGCUUUAAUAAGUCGGUGCUACUCCAUAGAGAGAAAUCAGACUGUGGAGCCAUGUCAUACAUUUCCAUCUGCACGUUUCACUAUUAUUCAAUCUCGAUGUUUAAAUGAAAAAUGUGGCCAUUACGGUCACUGUGCUGAAUACAUUAGUGGAUUAUUUGUAUUUAGUGCAUGUCGGUGUUUUGCUGGAUGGAAAGGUUAUGCAUGUACUGAUGACACUGAUGCCAACUCUGAUAGUUUGGAACUGUUGGCAGUAAUGUUGUUAACCCUCAGUAAUGGAUUCUUCAUCCCAGCUAUCAUCUUGGCUUUCUACAGACGCUUUUACCUUGAAGGAGUUGUAUAUAUCUUCACAAUGUUCUUCUCAGCAGUGUACCACGCAUGUGAUGCCAGCAACUUGUACCAAUAUUGUAUGAUGAAAUACGAUGUUUUGAGCUUCAGUGACUUUCUUGGUAGCUAUAUGGCAGUAUGGGUAACAUUAAUGGCCAUGGCUCGUCUGCCUGAUAAACUUCGGACAAUAUUCGAUGUGAUGGGUGCCUUGUUCUUGGCAUUAGCUGUUGACUAUGACAAACAUAGUUUACUUUUAAAUGUUGUUCCCUUAGUACUUGGUAUAGGAAUGGUCUUCUUAUCUUGGGGUUACCAAUGUCGAUUGAGGCAUCAUUGUUACCCAACGUGGCGUCGAUAUGUCUUCUGCUUACUACCUGGAGUGAUACUGGCUCUGGUGGGCCUUCUUUUGUUCACACUGUUUGAGACCGAAACAAAUUAUAAAUAUGUUCACAGCCUCUGGCAUAUACUCAUUGCCACAUCAAUAGUGUUCCUGUUGCCAGGACGACGGGAACUACCAGAUGGCAGCAGUAAAGUUUUUUUUCUGACAUGGUACUUUUGCUCUCUCCCAUUUGAUGCUGUGCGAAAAUGUUGUCGCAGAUGUUGGUGAUUGAAUUGUGUAGUCUGCCUCAUUGCGCUUCAUUUUUUUUUCUGGCAUGGUACUUAUGCUCUCUCCUAUUUGAUGCUGUGCGAAAAUGUUGUCGCAGAUGUUGGUGAUUGAAUUGUGUAGUCUGCCUCAUUGUGCUUCAUGUGAGUUACUUACACAACGGCCUAUGAUUUUUCUAGCAAGAAACAGCAUAACUGCAGAAGAAACCAACAAGGGUUUGGCAGAUAAUUCUUGAACAAUUAAAAGAAGUCUGCUGCUCAACAGUGCUGCACCAAAAUUUUGCACCAAUAUACUGCAGUUUCCUUGUUUGUUUUUUUCCUCGAUCUCAUCUUUUCCCCAUCUGUCCUCUUCUUUCUAUUCUUGCUUCAGCUUGCUAAUCCAGAGCAUUGGAAUCUGGUUGUCAGCCUUUCACAAAAUCUCCGUGUUUCAACAUGCUUACCUUCUAGUUUGAUCCAUUUCGUCUCCUUAGAGAGUCUGUUUUGUUCUCCCUGUGCCUCAACACUUUCUCUGCCUUUUCUAGGUAACCUCCAUUGCAUCUAUAUCAAAUAUUGAGAAUAAAAGUUCCUUAAAUAAAUAAGGCUUUGUUUUGCUAAGUGCUU
Molecule: messenger RNA, 3400 nt
Organism: Octopus sinensis (East Asian common octopus)
Lineage: Eukaryota; Metazoa; Mollusca; Cephalopoda; Octopoda; Octopodidae
Product: post-GPI attachment to proteins factor 6
Exons: 13
Coding region: 354-2804 (816 amino acids)
Cellular component (GO): plasma membrane
Source: RefSeq, a predicted model, not a curated record